AGCAAUAAAAGAGAAAAGAUGGGAUGGGUGCAGCUGCCCCCUUCUCUUCCUCUCAAUAAAUUUGGAUCGCCAGCACUUCAUCAUCUUUCAAGCGCUUCUUUCUUCUAUUUCCAGAACCGACAAACAACUCAACCCGAACAAUGCAUUUGACCGAGAAUGAAGGGAUAGAAAAUAACAAUUUCGCCGUCACCGGUGGGCUUGGGUUCGUCGGCUCCGCACUUUGCCUCGAGCUGAUGCGUAGAGGUGCUCGCCAGGUCCGAGCCUUUGACGUUCGUCCUACUUCUCCUUGGUCUCAUCAACUCACCAGCCGUGGAGUUCACUGCAUUCGAGGAGAUCUCACCCGCAAAAGUGAUGUUGAAAAAGCUUUACGUGGUGUGGACUGUGUAUUCCACCUUGCUUCAUUUGGCAUGUCAGGGAAAGAAAUGAUCCGUUUUGGUCGUGUUGAUGAGGUCAAUAUUAACGGAACCUGCCAUGUUCUGGAAGCGUGCAUUGAGUUUGGGAUCAAAAGGCUUGUUUAUGUGAGCACAUAUAAUGUUGUCUUUGGGGGAAAGCAGAUUGUUAAUGGGAAUGAAUCAUUACCUUAUUUCCCUACUGAUGACCAUGUUGAUUCAUAUGGCCGUAGUAAAUCCAUUGCUGAACAGUUAGUUCUGAAGUACAACGGCCGUCCUCUCAAUUUUUAUCCUGGAAGAAUGAGAGUGCUGAGGAAGAAUAAUGGAAAACGGCUUUAUACAUGUGCAAUUCGUCCAGCUGCUAUUUAUGGGCCAGGUGAAGAGAGGCAUAUGCCAAGGAUUGUAUCCUAUGCAAAGUUGGGUCUGAUGCCUUUUAGAAUUGGUGAUGCAAAUGUGAAAACAGACUGGGUUUACGUGGAUAACCUUGUGCUUGCUCUAAUAUUGGCUAGCAUGGGACUUUUAGAUGACAUUCCCAAUAGUGGAGGACAUCCAGUUGCUGCUGGACAGCCAUACUUCAUAUCUGAUGGAUCUCCAAUCAACAGUUUUGAAUUUCUCCAACCUCUUUUGAAAAGCCUCAAUUAUGAUAUGCCAAAGGCUUCUCUAUCUGUCCCCCAUGCUCUUAUUCUUGGAAAGAUUUUCGGGGCUAUCUAUACACUGUUGUAUCCAUGGUUGAACCGAUGGUGGCUUCCUCAGCCUUUUAUCCUUCCUGCAGAAGUAUACAAGGUUGGUGUGACCCAUUAUUUCUCAUUCCUUAAAGCUAAGGAGGAGCUUGGCUAUGUUCCAAUGGUGACUCCCCGAGAGGGCAUGGCUGCAACUAUCGCAUAUUGGCAAGAGAAGAAAAGGAAAAGUCUGGAUGGGCCUACCAUAUAUAUAUGGUUGUUUGCUGUGAUUGGAAUGUCUACAUUGUUCUGUGCUGCUUACUUACCAGACAUAGGACCGGUGCCACUUUUCAGAGCUAUCAGUCUUUUCUUCUUGCGGUCAAUGCGGAUGAUAAGGACAGUAUUUCUGCUAGCUUCAGCAGCGCAUAUCGGAGAGUCUAUAUAUGCAUGGCACCUAGCGAAAAGGGUAGAUCCUGCUAAUGCAAGAGGAUGGUUUUGGCAGACGUUAGCUCUUGGGAUCUUUUCAUUGCGUUUUCUGUUAAAGAGGGCCGGGAAGUGAGUCUCGCUCCGGAUUCUCAAUUGUAUCCCCCUAUACAUGGUGCCAUAGUUUAGAGCCACUUUCAGUACUUUUAUGUUUAUGGAAUAAAAAGUUAUAAAUUUUUAUAUUUA
Messenger RNA from Ricinus communis (castor bean), 1717 nucleotides. Its product is annotated as short-chain dehydrogenase/reductase family 42E member 1. The record is from RefSeq and is a predicted model, not a curated record. The coding region runs from base 141 to 1607 and encodes 488 amino acids. Lineage: Eukaryota; Viridiplantae; Streptophyta; Magnoliopsida; Malpighiales; Euphorbiaceae. Gene Ontology annotation, molecular function: 3-beta-hydroxy-Delta5-steroid dehydrogenase (NAD+) activity. The transcript is spliced from 6 exons. Gene Ontology annotation, biological process: steroid biosynthetic process.